This is a messenger RNA of Strongylocentrotus purpuratus (purple sea urchin), 2478 nucleotides long. It is a transcript of the gene pcca, whose product is annotated as propionyl-CoA carboxylase alpha chain, mitochondrial. Lineage: Eukaryota; Metazoa; Echinodermata; Echinoidea; Camarodonta; Strongylocentrotidae. Gene Ontology annotation, molecular function: metal ion binding; propionyl-CoA carboxylase activity; ATP binding. The transcript has 22 exons. The record is from RefSeq and is a predicted model, not a curated record. Bases 31 to 2187 code for a protein of 718 amino acids. Gene Ontology annotation, cellular component: mitochondrion.
CAGACGAUCGAGAUCACACAAAAAUCCAACAUGGCAGCUUACAUGAAUGCCACUUUACAGCAGAUUCGGCUGGGAAAGUCAAGAAUCUUGGGUCAUCUGAGGCAAAGAGUUCCUGCAAGUUGCCAUGGCUACCAAGAACAUGUCCGUUGUUAUGCUGUUGCACCCUGGGAUCCCAGUGAACCUACAUUUGAUAAGAUCCUGAUAGCUAACCGUGGUGAGAUUGCGUGCCGUGUGAUGAGAACAUGUCGUGAUAUGGGAAUCAAGUCUGUCGCCAUCUAUAGUGAAGCUGAUGUCAAUGCACUUCAUGUAGAGAUGGCUGAUGAAGCUGUUUGUGUUGGCCCAGCGGCAUCCAAGGACAGUUAUCUCAAUAUGGAUAGGAUACUACAAGCCAUCAAAGAUACCGGUUCACAGGCUGUACACCCUGGAUAUGGCUUUCUUUCAGAGAAUAUGGAAUUUGCAAAAAGACUGGCUGAUGCAGAUGUAGCAUUUAUUGGACCAGGUAGCCGUGCGAUCCAGGCGAUGGGGGAUAAGAUAGAGAGUAAACUCCUUGCCAAGGACGCAAAGGUCAACACCAUCCCUGGUUACGAUGGGGUUGUAGAGACCCCAGCACAAGCAGUAGAGGUUGCUAAUGAUAUAGGUUACCCAGUCAUGUUAAAAGCAUCAGCAGGGGGAGGAGGGAAAGGAAUGAGGAUAGCAUGGAAUGAUGAUGAAACAAGGGAAGGAUUCCGACUCUCAUCCCAGGAAGCGGCCGCUAGUUUUGGAGAUGACAGGCUCCUCGUUGAGAAGUUCAUAGAUAAUCCUAGGCAUAUAGAAAUACAAGUAUUAGCUGAUUCCCAUGGUAAUGCAAUCUACCUGAAUGAAAGAGAAUGUUCUAUUCAAAGAAGAAAUCAAAAGGUCAUUGAAGAAGCCCCCAGUACUUUCUUAGAUGAGUCUACUAGACAAGCCAUGGGAAACCAAGCAGUAUUAUUAGCAAGAGCCGUAGAUUAUAAAUCAGCAGGUACGGUUGAAUUCUUAGUGGACUCUGAGCGGAACUUCUAUUUCCUAGAAAUGAACACAAGAUUGCAGGUUGAACAUCCGAUUACGGAAUGCAUCACUGGAGUAGACCUGGUACAGGAGAUGAUACGCGUUGCUAAGGGACACACCCUUAGAUACACACAGAGUGAUAUACCAAUCAACGGAUGGGCCAUUGAGAGCAGAGUCUAUGCUGAGGAUCCUUAUAAAUCUUUUGGUCUUCCGUCCAUUGGUCAUCUUCAUCGCUACUCUGAGCCCCUUCAUCUUGACAAGGUGCGAGUAGAUAGCGGUAUCAAAGAAGGCAGUGAGAUCAGCAUGUACUAUGAUCCUAUGAUUUCAAAGCUUGUUACCUAUGGUGCAACACGAGAAGAAGCCUUAGCAACCAUGGGCAAAGCCUUGGAUACGUACAUCAUCAGAGGUGUAACUCACAACAUCUCUCUCCUUCAGGAUGUUCUUGCUAAUCCUAGAUUUAUCUCGGGUGAUAUCAGCACAAAGUUCUUACAAGAGGAAUAUCCAGAUGGGUUCUCAGGAUGGAAGCUAGACCAAAGAGAAGAGACCAAUCUCAAAGCUGUCGCUGGAUGUUUGUAUAUACUCAGUGAACUCAAAGCUCAACAAUUCACCAACCAAACUAGAGUUCCACCAACACCAAUAUCCUGGGAUCAAUCUCAGUUGAGUAUCUUCAUUGAUGGUCAUAGACAGGAUAUAGUAGUGCAGAUGGGAGACAAUGGAGGCAAGGUGCUGAUAGAUGGCCAGUCCCUGGAUGUGGAUAUUUCAUGGUCCACUGCUCAAGAUGUCAUCACACCUACAGUCAAUGAUACAACACUCUGUUUACAGGUUAUUUCAUGUGAUACUGCAGGCAACAUUCAACUUCAGUACAAAGGCACAAUUUUUACACUCACAGUAAUGCAGCAAGAGGCAGCUAAUCUCCAGGCAUUAAUGCCUGAGAAGGUUAAGCCUGAUCUGAGUAAGGAAGUUGUCUCCCCUAUGCCUGGCAAGCUCCAUACGCUUGCUGUACAAGUUGGAGACGUUGUUGGUGAGGGCCAGGAGGUGUGUGUUGUAGAAGCCAUGAAGAUGCAUAACAGUCUAUUCUCAUCUAGAGAUGGAAAGGUCAAAGCCGUUCAUUUUGUUGAAGGUGACAGCAUAGCCGAAGAAGAUAUUAUACUGGAGCUUGAAUAAUCACAUCAAACAUUGAUAUUUAUUGACAUCACCACAAACCAAUAACUGCAAUGCUUUGUGAGAUAGUGCCUCAUGGGCUUUCAAACUGCAUUGUAUUACUGUGGUAUGCGAUAGUUUAAAAUUUGCGAGAGACUUUCCUUUACCAUCACCCUGAAUUUUGAUAUGAAAUACAUCCUGCAGGUUUCCAUGAGAGCAUAUCAAGAGGGGAACAUCACAUCAUGUAAUCAUUCAAGUUAUUAUGAGAUGCUGCAAACCAUUUUACAUACCUGCCAACCCUUCUGAAUAAUCCGG